Brassica rapa (field mustard) is the source of this 378-nucleotide messenger RNA. RefSeq names its product WAS/WASL-interacting protein family member 3-like. The record is from RefSeq and is a predicted model, not a curated record. NCBI's taxonomy places the organism in Eukaryota, Viridiplantae, Streptophyta, Magnoliopsida, Brassicales, Brassicaceae.
AUGGCUCCUAGAAGAAAAUCAGCAGCACCUAGUUAUAGAGAUUUGUUUGGCGACGAUGGUUCCGGUACAUCUUCUUCCGGUCCAUCGUCUUCCGGUCCAUCAUCCUCCACCGCAGUUCCAGACUCUCAGCCUUCUCAGAGAGUUGCUUGGAGUCCUCCUCCACCAAUGCCUCCACCGCAGAUGCCUCCACCGCAGAUGCCUCCACCUCCUCCUCCAGCGGCUGCACCUCAGCCUAUCCCAGAAGGUGCAGUUCAUUCGGAUCUGCGUGUGCCUUCAUAUGCCCCAUUCGCGAGAUAUACGGUGGAGGAUUUGCUUGCCCAGCCUGGACGGGAGGGUUUGGAUGUUCUAGACCCCGAUAAACCCCCAGGAACCCGAUAA